AUGUGCAGCAGGUUCCUGAGACAGCUAUUGGCUCAGGAGAGCCAGCACUCCACCCCUGUGGGGCGCUUCCUUCUUCCCGUGCUCACGGGAUUCCGUCUCCUGAUGCUGGUUUCCAGUGGACCUGGGGUUUUCGGCAAAGAUGAGAACGAAUUCAUAUGUCAUUUGGGGCAGCCAGGCUGCAAGACCAUUUGCUAUGAUGUCUUCCGCCCUCUCUCUCCGUUGCGCUUCUGGGCCUUCCAAGUCAUCCUGAUGGCCACACCCAGUGCCAUUUAUGUGGCAUUCACUCUGUAUCAUGUGAUUGGAUACUGGGAGGUACCAGGAAAGGAGAAUAAGGAGCAAGAGACACGGAUUUGCACAGGGGAUCAUAGCAAGGAUAUCUCAGGGGCUAAAAGCCUCAAACUUCUCUGGGCCUAUGUGGCACACCUUGGGGUGCGGCUGGUCCUUGAGGGAGCAGCUCUAGGAGUUCAGUACCAUCUGUAUGGCUUCAAGAUGCCCAGCACUUUUACAUGUCGUGAGGAUCCUUGCAUUGGCAGCACAACCUGUUUCCAGUCUCACCCCUCUGAGAAGACCAUCUUCCUCAAUACCAUGUUUGGUAUCAGUGGGGCCUGUCUCAUAUUUAUUUUCUUAGAGCUUGUGCUUUUGGGUUUAGGGAGGUUUUGGAGGAUGUACAAGCACAAACUUCCCUUCUUAAAGAACUUGUCAACCUCAAAGAGCUCCGUAAGACACAAGGACACAACCGACGACUUGUCAGUGGUGGAAACAAAAGAGCCAUUUUGAGAAGCAGAGUUAUAAAGUUGCCUGGCUUGCCUGCAGAAAAUUCUGGGACUUGAUCUUCUUCAAUACAUCCAGUGAGGUGGCCGGGGAGAUGGGACAGUGGGUAAAGUGCUUGCCAUCAAGCCUCAUGAUCUGAGAUUGAUCUCCAGAACCCACAUGGAGAAGGGAGGAAACAAACUCCCACAAAUUGUCCACAUACAUGCUAUGGAGAGCGCACACAUGCAAACACACACACACACACACACACACACACACACACACAGUAAUAAUAGAUAAAAUAAUAAAAUCUCAGAAAACAAAACCAAACCUCCUGCAUCAAUUAGCUGUCACUUCUAACUUAUCUCUCCUGUCUCUCUACUAAACAUAAGCAAACACCA
Molecule: messenger RNA, 1151 nt
Organism: Grammomys surdaster
Lineage: Eukaryota; Metazoa; Chordata; Mammalia; Rodentia; Muridae
Gene: Gjc3
Product: gap junction protein gamma 3
Exons: 2
Coding region: 1-777 (258 amino acids)
Biological process (GO): cell communication
Cellular component (GO): connexin complex
Source: RefSeq, a predicted model, not a curated record